Drosophila kikkawai is the source of this 1373-nucleotide messenger RNA. RefSeq names its product protein FAM151B. The record is from RefSeq and is a predicted model, not a curated record. Lineage: Eukaryota; Metazoa; Arthropoda; Insecta; Diptera; Drosophilidae.
UCUCGGCGUCUGCGCUUUGCUUUGCCUUCUCCGCAGGGAAUUAUUAUUGUUGUUGCAGUUCAAUUGCAGCAUUCGGUGAAAGUGGAAGUGCAUCUCAUUUAAAUAACAAUACCAUCUCAUUCACACUCAUCAAGAUUCACCCGUUAAACGCUACAAAAAACACAGUAAACAAAUUGAUAUUGCUUUGUCUUGUCCAUGUCUGCGUGUGCGAUUGUUCGUAAUAUAUACAAAAAGUAAAUAAAAAAAGUGCUCGUGGCCCAAAUCAAUGGCGCUGCUUUGAACGCCAGCAACUACUAUCAGUACCAAGUGGUGGAGAAGGAGCACGGAGGGCCGGCCAUCGUAAACAUAUUGCUCCAGGAUCGGGACAUAAUGCGCACCUGGGGCACCAACCUGACUGCCAUUACAUGGGCCCACGCGGUCAACAGCCAACAGCUGCUGGACGAGGCUCUAACAGGUGACAUUGACUUUAUUGAGGCGGACAUUGUUCUUGGCAAGCUGAAUGGCGAGGGCGAGGACAUGCCCGUAAUGGCCCAUCCGCCGGCCAUUAUCUCCGAUCUUACCCUGGCGGAGUUCCUCUACCAGAUAAUGGACUUUAACCGGGAUCACGAGGGGCAGGAGAAGGGCGUCAAGCUGGACUUCAAGUCCAUCGAGGUGUUCGAAGGCUCCCUUGAUAUUCUGGACGAAAAUAUUCCCAAUAUGACUUACCCCAUUUGGAUAAACGCUGACAUCUUGAGUGGUCCUGUGGAGCAAAACAAAAGCGUGCCCGUCGAUCCAGAUCGAUUCUUUGCCGGUUGCAUGCGCUACAAGCAGGCUGUUCUCUCCAUAGGCUGGACAACCAAUUGGGGCGCCGAUUUCCGGGAUGGCGAGUACACAGAGGAGCAGUGCGAGGGCAUGCUGGAAACAUUGAGCGCCAACAAUGUGCUCUCCACCGGGCAAAGCAUCACCUUUCCUGUGCGAGCCGGCAUUGCGGCGAAUAGCGAGGAGCAACUACACCAAUUGGUGGCCGCCGUCAACGAGACCAAUGAGAGCAGCCUAACCAUUUGGUCAUCCGCCGGCGACUACGUGGAUGUGGCCAAGCUGCGUAAGCUAAUCUUCGGCUUUGGUGUGGAACGGGUUUACCUGGACGUGCCUGAGGAACUGGCCUCGCAGCUGGAUCUGGGGAACCCUGGCAACGGAGCCAGCACCUUGAAGUCCCUCUUUAGCUUCGGUUUCAUAAGCCUCUGCUUUUGGGCCGUGUCCAGCUGGCUGCAGCGGCUAUAAUCGACUUUGAUAGGUUAUUAACUAAAGAGUACAAUUGUCGAAAGGAAUUAACUAAUUAAUUAACUUUUCCCCAAGAAUGUGUGUGGAUGUAAUAAAAGCUUAACUUUAGUGAA